Molecule: messenger RNA, 1930 nt
Organism: Cucurbita pepo subsp. pepo (vegetable marrow)
Lineage: Eukaryota; Viridiplantae; Streptophyta; Magnoliopsida; Cucurbitales; Cucurbitaceae
Source: RefSeq, a predicted model, not a curated record
CGUAGUUGAACGACAAUUGAAGGCGAAAUUUUAGAAUACUUCUAAUAGCGGAAGAAGCAAAAGCAGCCUCUCUUUCUCUCUCUACUGUUGUCUUUGAUUGCCUUUGUGAACAGUAAUUGCUUGAGGUUGAAACUUUUGGAGGUGUGUUCCGCUGAAGAAUGAUUCACUUCUUAGGGUUUUUCUUUCUCUGUUUUGAAGAUUGGCUUAUUCUGAAUUGAGAAUUGCUGGAGCUCCAGUGUUUGAUGGAUCGGUGCAAGAGGAGGAAUCCGCGCUUUCUGAGUAAAUCAAUGCGUCCUUGCUAGCUCAUCGUCGCCUAUAUAUUCUUAUUGUUGUUACAAGAAAAAGAACGAAAUUUCAUAUCUGGGGAUAUGGGAUGCCUUGCUUCAAAACCGGCAGAUUCUGGUGGAAACAGGCGGAGGCCGGGAAACAUUGGGGAAGUUUCUGUCUAUGUUCCUGGUCUGCGCAUUCCUAAACCAGUAGAUUUCUCUUUGGCACUUGGCGAUCAUCUAUCUAAAAAUAUAGUUGAACGUCUAUCAGCUUUGAGGACUCGUAUAGUUGUAAUGGCUGGCCAAGAAGGUCCAACAAUUACUAGAACGCGGAGAAAAACUGCUACCCAACAUGGUGGUUCAACAAUAGCUGAUCUUCAGCAGGCUCUGGAAGAUUAUUUGCCUGUUCUUUUGGGAUUAGUUAAAGAUGGAAACCAGCUUCAGCACAAAGUACAGUUUGCGUGGAUCAAUCAGGAGGAUGAUUUGGAGGAAACUGUCAUGUCCAACGCUUGGUAUGAGGUGCUGUCAGUUUUGCACUUAAUGGCAAUGCUAUCUUUAUCACAGGCCAACUUAUUACUUCUUCCUAGAACAUCAACUGAUGGUUAUCAACCAAAAGUAUCAGAAGAGAGUAGGCGAGCUUCAGUUGACAUUUUUGUAAAAGCUGCAGGAUAUUUGGAUUGUGCUGUUAGACAUGUUCUUCCACAGCUGCCUGCCGAAUUCAGGAGAAAUCUGCCGGUGGACCUUGCUGAAGGAGUUCUUCGAGCACUUUGUCUGCAGGCACUUGGGCAGGGAGUUGAUAUCCAGCUAGGAAUGGCUAUUGAUAGCACCAAAGCAACCCUUGCUGUGAAGCGAAGGCUUGCAUGUGAGAUGGUAAAAUACUGGCAGCAGGCCCAAGAUAACAUAAUGAACCUUCCAUUAUCAAAUGGUUGGGGAGAGAAGCACCGGCUUUUUGUUAAAUGGAAAUUUAUUGAAGCAAAGGCUGCAGCUUAUUAUUAUCAUGGUUUAAUACUUGACGAGGGAAACACAGAGAAGUCCCAUGGGAUGGCUGUAGCCGCAUUGCAAGCAGCCGAUGAAUACUUUAAAGAAAGUAAAAAGGCAUGCGAGGCGUUUAACUCUGCUCCUCCAUUAUCGAGAAAUCCGCCACAAUUUGGAACCAUGAAAUAUUUAUCAGAAAAAAUUCCAAAAGAUGCUUCAAGCAAAGUUCGGAUAAAUCGAGACUUGUACUCAUUUGAGAAGAUUGUGGAGACUGCACCGACGUUGCCCGAUUUCGCCCUGGCCCUAAAGCCAGACGAAUUCCAACUUCCUGCCGUGGAUCCUUCAUGGAACGAGGAGAACAUAAAUAGAGGUCAAGUUGGCUCUAAACAGUUAAAAGAGUGAUCAAAGAUAAGACAAUGUGCACAUAUUACAUCAAUACAGGAUCGAAGCGACGCUGAAAGCAAAUGUGUAAUGCCAAGGGAAAGCUUGUCGGUCUUCAAUCAUUGUGUGAAUUCGUAGGGUCGGUCUUUUACCUUUUUCUUUUCUCCUUAAUAAAUUCAUGUUCGGUUUGUAUUUUCCAAGAAAAGUUCCCAAGUUCCUUUGAAUGUAUUGUUUCUGCCUUGGAAGAAGGCGAUGACACUUCAUUUUCUUUUCUUUAUUUGCUUCCUCUAUUCAUUCUUUAUUCACAG